Messenger RNA from Bufo gargarizans (Asiatic toad), 3936 nucleotides. It is a transcript of the gene ZHX2, whose product is annotated as zinc fingers and homeoboxes 2. The transcript is spliced from 4 exons. Gene Ontology annotation, molecular function: DNA binding; DNA-binding transcription factor activity, RNA polymerase II-specific. The record is from RefSeq and is a predicted model, not a curated record. Gene Ontology annotation, biological process: regulation of transcription by RNA polymerase II. NCBI's taxonomy places the organism in Eukaryota, Metazoa, Chordata, Amphibia, Anura, Bufonidae. The coding region runs from base 694 to 3039 and encodes 781 amino acids. Gene Ontology annotation, cellular component: nucleus.
AUUUCUUCCAGUAAAGCGCGGCGUGCACUUCCCAGGCGACGGUCCGUCCGGGGAUGGGAUCGGUUACAAUAAGCCCCCUGUUUAUGGGGCAGGUUACGCCCAUCCCCCUCCUCCUCCUCCUCCCUUCCUUCCCCUCCUCACAAUGGGAGCUCCAUGCAAAUCACCAGUGCGCAACUUUGCGCAAGAACCGAGCUACGAUCCGGGGUGAAGUGCGGGUGGUAUCGUAUGCAAAUCCGUCUGCUGACGUUACAGAUCAUGUGGGUUUUGGCGUAGAUUCCCCACUGAUCGAGGAUUUUUUUUUUUUUUUUUUUGCCUCCGCUCCUCUUGCGCUGUGUGUUGGGGGGGGGACGAAAAUUCGUUGCAAGGUUGCGUUUACCCCAACGUUCCAUCCGCCUUUGAUACAUUGUUGCCGCCAACGUUCCAUCGCCCCGGGAGCCGCAGGUCGGGCUGUAGAAUGUGGCUGGACGUGUCUGAGAAAAGAAGCCCCUCGUAACCAAGGUGUCCGUGGUGUGUCGCACGAAUACUAACCUUAUGCAGAUUCAAGGGAACCACCAAAGCUCACCCUGGAUAGUGUGUGGAGUAUAAUAGUCCACUGCUUGAACAAAACCACUCCUACAUCCCUCCCCACCCAACAUUUUUUGGUUUACUCCAUCUGAACUCGUUUGUAUACUAUAAUUAUAACCCAUCUUCAACAUGGCCAGUAAAAGAAAGUCUACAACGCCGUGCAUGGUCCGGGCAACUGAGCUUGUAGACCAAGAAGAACAAGAUGUUGAUGCACCAGCCUCAGAGACUAAAAAUGACUGGCCAGCGGAGAAGGAAGCAGAGGACCACGAUGCAGUGGAAGAGAAGCCACCCGCUGAGACUCAGUCCAAAAAGUUACAAGGUGGUUACGAGUGCAAAUACUGUCCGUACGUAACACAGAAUCUCAAUGAGUUUACAGAACAUGUAGACAUGCAGCACCCAAACGUCAUCCUUAAUCCCCUCUAUGUCUGCGCCGAAUGUAACUUUACCACCAAAAAAUAUGACUCGUUAUCUGACCACAAUUCUAAACAUCAUCCAGGUGAGAGCAACUUCAAGUUGAAGUUAAUGAAACGCAAUAACCAGACCAUACUCGAGCAGUCCAUUGAAGGUGGUGCUGAUGUUUCAAGCACACAAGAAAACAUGGAAAAUGAUGACCCAUCCAUGACCGGCAUAUCCAUAAAUAAGCUGCCUAUCACUAAGCUUGGAAAAAGUCGUGCAGAAUUGAGACGACUGCGAAAGGCUGAAGAGUCGCUGUAUGAUGGCCACUUUGGCCUCUCGGAAACUAAUGGUAUUUCUGGAGAUGGUUUAACUCAUGUGAUGCCAUCUGUUCAACUUCCACCCAACAUAAACCUUAUACCAAAAAUCCCUGUACCUCUAAAUAGCAACAAAUACAAUUCUGCUCUUGACACUAACUCAACUUUAAUCGAUUCUUUCAAUAAAUUUCCUUACCCUACACAGGCGGAACUGUCGUGGCUAACCGCAGCCUCAAAACAUCCAGAGGAGCAAAUACGAAUUUGGUUUGCUACCCAACGGUUGAAGCAUGGUAUAAGUUGGUCUCCAGAAGAGGUGGAAGAGGCAAGAAAGAAAAUGUUCAACGGGACUAUCCAGUCUGUUCCACAGACCUUUACCGUUGUGCCAGCUCCAUUAACAACUACUGCUAAGGUUUCCCAGCCAAUUAUCCAGACGGCCGUGCCUUGUCAAAUUCUUGGGCAGACCGGUCUAGUCUUCACGCAAGUGACAAAUGCCCCUACAGUGACUGUAACUCAAGGCAACUCAACUGGAGCACCAAGUCCAAACCAGAAACGUUAUUUACAAAGCCCACAAGAAGCUCCAGAGCCCAAACGUCAGAAUCCAGGAAAAGCUUCAUCUCCAUCUACUCCCAAAUUAAGUAUGGUGUCUCGACACGAGCGUAAAAAGACAAACGAGCAGAUUGCCAUUUUGAAGGCCAGUUUUGUAGCUAGCCAGUUUCCAGAUAAUGCAGAAGUUUACAGGUUAAUAGAGAUCACUGGGCUUUCUAGAAGUGAAAUUAAAAAAUGGUUCAGUGAUUAUAGGUAUAGGAGCCAGAGAGGUAUUUGUAACAUUACCACUGAAACUCUAUUGAGAGACCGAAUGUCAUCCAGGAAUCGAAGGCCCUAUCAUUACAGAGACAUAACGCCCACAAAGCUUGCAGAGAUGACAGACGAGCAGCUCCAGUGUCUCGAAGACAGCUUUCAGAAAAACUCCUUCCCAACACAAGUCGAUUUGGACUAUCUACGAUCUGAGACGAAACUGUCAAGGAGACAGAUACAUUACUGGUUUUCAGACAGGAGGAAAGUUAGAGAUUCCAUGGAACAAGCUGUGUUGGACUCCAUGGGUUCCGACAGCAAUGAUGGACUUGUGAAUGGGACAGCGCCACAAUCUGGUAAAUUAUCGAGCUCUUGCCUGCAGUCUUCGGCACCAUACAAAUCUAAACAGGAGCAGCUCCAUUUGCUGAAAAGUACCUUUGCAAGAACUCAGUGGCCGUCUCCACGUGAGUAUGAUCAACUGGCGGCACAAACUGGACUCAUUAGGACGGAAAUUGUGAAAUGGUUUAAGGAUAACCGAUGUGUCCUACGGAAUGGGAGUUUAAGAUGGAUGGAUCAGUACCGAAAGAUGUACGAGCGCUCUUUGGAAGAGCGGAAAAAAUAUAUCAAGAUUGUGUCGGCCACUAAUACAGGCAAAGACAUUCUCACCAGGUAUUUCCAGGAAUACGGCCAAUUACAUGAGGAGGAUGUCGAUCUUCUGAUGAACAAGGCUAAAUUAGAUGUUGAUGAACUGAGAGCAUAUUUUUCAGAGAUGCAGGAACAAAUGGUCUUAGAUCAACUGAAUAACGAACAAGACGACGACAAACUUGAUUUGGAGAGUGAAUCGAAAUCGCAUGGAGAUGAGGAAAUCCUAUCGGAUGGUGGAGACAGCUGGAGUCAGACUGGACAGGACACCCAAGAUGACGUGGGUGAUUAUGAGUAUGGAAGUACCCCUAAAGAUGACUUUACUGUCUAACAAGAUGUGAAGAGGUUGGGAGAGCACGGACCCAUUUCAUUUUUGAAGAUACUAUAAAGAUAUAUUUUCCUACUGUUGAUAUAAAAAUGUGCAGGUUUCUGCUCAGCCCGAACCUUGUCCAUAACCUCAUUGUGGAUUGUAAAACUAAAAAGUUCUUUCCUUGCCAAAGAACGAAAUCCUAAAAGACUUUGUACAUUUCCCGCCCGUUUCUUCUGUGCCGGAAACGUUUUGCGCGUCGGAGAGAUGUUGGUUACCGACUUUUGUUUUCUUUCAUUUUUGGCAAUUAUUAUAUAUUUUUUUUUUUAUUAAAUUUUGCAUUGCUUAGAAUUAGUAACCACUAAGUUGUCUACUUUUUUGUUGUUGCCUUUUUGUUGUGUGUGUAUAUAGAAAGUUAUAUACCGUAUUUACUUCCUAUCGGUAGAGCCAUUUUUUGAUGGGACCACUGGUUUUCGUGGGAGGGGUUGGGAUUUGAUAAAAAGCAGGGAUGGAGAGUGAUGAAAGAGAAGCAAAAUACUGAUCACAUUCGUCAUGAAAGAAAACUCCAGACACGACUGACGCGUUUCACCAGAAUGGACUGCCUUGCCAAAAGGGGUUUCUUGGCGUCUUGGGGUUCAGUCUCAAAAAUGGACACGGUCAUGGUGGAUGUUAUACUUUUAAGGGCUUCCCGGUGUGUUAAAGCAAGCAUUUUACUAAACUGAAAGAAGAAAAUAGAAAGCAUCUCAAAUGAGAUUAAAUAUAUAUAUAUGUGUGUGCGCACGAGAAAUAGAUUUGUUUUCAUUUUUUCGUUUUGAUUUUUUUGUCAAAAUAUUCAGAAUUGUUUUUGUAUUUUUUUAAAUAUAUGUAUAAAGUUAUCUGAAAGCCUCGAGCACAACUAAAGACUAUUUGUUUUUAGGUGUA